AUGGCCUCCAGCGGUUCGGCUUACCCGGAGGCUGUUGGUUGCAGCUGUUGGUUGCAGCUGUUGCAAAUUUCACGGCAAUUCACGAGGAGAAUCUGUGGGAGACAGGCCGCAGCCGCCGUGGCAAUAGACCCUGAGGCCGCAGCUGCCGUGCCAAUAGACUAUGAGGCAGAUGAAGCUGCAGCUAAAAACUGCAAGGACAUCCAUCAGGCCGCCAAGGAGGGCAACGUGGGUGCCGUGAGGCACUUCCUGCGUGUCGACCCCGAGAGCCUGGAGAGGAAGGGCGGAGACUUCCGCCAGACGCCGCUGCAGCUGGCGGCAGAGCAGGGCCGCGCCGAGGUGGUCGCGCUGCUGCUGAAGUCCGGCGCCUCCCUGGAGGCGAAGGAUGACGCAUACGGCUUGACGGCGCUGCAUCUGGCGGCUCAGAAAGGCCACGCCGCCGUGGUCGAGCAGCUGAUCUCUGCGGGGGCCACGGUGGACGCGGCCAGCAACGACGGCCGUGGCCCCGGAAGGGUUUUCGGGUCGUUUUGGGAGUGGCUCUGGCGAGGUGACGGAAGGGGUUCGUCCAUUGGCGUGACGGCGCUGCAUCUGGCGGCUCAGAAAGGCCACGCCGCCGUGGUCGAGCAGCUGAUCUCUGCGGGGGCCACGGUGGACGUGGCCGACAACGACGGCCAAACGCCUUACGACCUGGCCAAGGAGGGCCAUCGCCGCGGCCACCGCCAGGUGAUGGGCCUCCUGCGCCCAGUCUUUGUGGCUCUGCUGAGGGGCCGAAGCUGCCGUUGCGAUUCAUCACAGGAGCGAACUGUGUUGGAGUUGAAAGAAGAAGCCGAGAAAAAGCUCGGCGUCGAGAUUAAACAUCUCAUUGGACAAAACCACGAGCCAUUGGAUGAAAGCAUGGAGCUUGCUGCAGCGCAGAUUGUGCCGGGCAACACAUUGACCGCCGUGAUUUCAGAAGAUGCUCUCGAAGAGGGACAUCCUGAAGCACAGGCUCCUGCCCAACCUGCAGACCCCUCCAUGCCUGAGGAUGGCGUCGAAAUCAAGGACUUCCCGCACGGCAUUCGCCUGAUGGCGCAGCAGGCCAUUUUCGAGGCCUUCGAUCCACAAAUCGAGGUUCUCGAGAACUGGAGCGACUUAAAGGAAGUCUCAGCUCUGGAAGAGGUGCUGCCUGCUGGCCACGUGCCCCUGGCUCGACUCCUCCGGCUCACUCCGGAAGAUCGAACUUUCCCUGCACCCGUGAAGGUCCAGGUGCCAGCGUGUGCUGGCGCAGACACUGUCUGGAGAUCCACUCCAGCUGGCUGGGAGAAGCUGGACACAGUCACUUUCGACGACGGUCGCGCAACGGUGGCGCUGGGCCACUUUUGUGACCUAGUCAUCACUGGAAAGUGCAUUCCGCUGAAAUGCAUUGGUUUUCUCCAUCCACACGGCGAGAACGCCCAGAUUGUGAUAAUGCACAUUGCCUGCAAGUUCUGCCAAAGCGGGUUGGAGUUGCUUUGCUCGGAUGAAGAUGUUUUGCAACCCCUGCGCAAGUGCGGGCCCAGUCUGCAACUGGGAAUGUUUCGCCAUGAAGACGAGUUGGAAAUCCACCAGACUGGCCGAACAUCGAAAAUCAAGAUGCGAUUCGACAAGAUGCCACUGUCGCGAAGACUCUAUGCCCAGUCGGGGCUACAGUUUGAUGUGGAGAUCGCUGGAGAGAACCACGUCUUCGAAGCUGUUCCGGGUCCGCCAGCAACUCCUGCACCACAGCCUGCUCAUCCUUCUGGGCACCCAGCUGGAUCUGCACCACAGGUGCCCGCAGUUGCAGGGGCUGUCGGAUCUUCCGCGGUGCCGAACCCACAGGCAUCAGCUGCCUCGACUGACAUGCGAUCGGCGGCGUCACAGCAAGGACACUUGUUGUUGAGCGGGCGCUUCAACAGUAAUGAGAUUAUUGAGUACAUGAAGGCAGUGAAGAAGCAGCUGGAAGCUCAAAAUGUACCUGUUUUCAUGGUUGAAGCAACGGUCGGCCAAAGUUUUGCUGACCUGACACGGAUAGGAUUGUGGCGUGCCAAAGGCAUGAUAACAUUUUGCACGUCGGAGUAUGGGGCAUACACUGGUGUAGGAUAUGAAACUUUCCAUGAGCUUGAAUUUGCUCAUGACCACCAGUUGCCCUUGUUUCCGAUUAGGCUCUGCGAACAGUGGCCACCAGCGCCACAGAACAACGAACGAGGCAUCUGUCAGAAUCACUUGGUGUUCAAGAAUGGCCUCGUGUACAUAGAUGAUCGGCAGAUGAAUAAGGCCCAACUCGUUGCGGAUCAGAUUGCUGAAUCUGUCGCACGAAUGGGCAUCUUCCGAACUAAGCUGCAGCUUUAA
Cladocopium goreaui is the source of this 2343-nucleotide messenger RNA. NCBI's taxonomy places the organism in Eukaryota, Dinophyceae, Suessiales, Symbiodiniaceae. The record is from the annotation of a GenBank genome assembly.